This is a messenger RNA of Chlorocebus sabaeus (green monkey), 6092 nucleotides long. It is a transcript of the gene RNF216, whose product is annotated as ring finger protein 216. The record is from RefSeq and is a predicted model, not a curated record. Gene Ontology annotation, molecular function: zinc ion binding. Lineage: Eukaryota; Metazoa; Chordata; Mammalia; Primates; Cercopithecidae.
AGCACCCGGAGUGCCUCUAUGGUUCUUCCUGUCCUUAGUCGGGAGGGGGCGCUGUGCGCAGGCGCGAGGUGACGCCGCGGCAGGACCGGAAGGAGUGUAGCGGCUGCCUCAGCGGCAGCGACGGAGCUCGCAGCUGUGGCUUCUGAAGAGUAAGCGGCGCGGUAGCGAAGGCCGCCGAACCCGCCUGGCUAGCCGGCGAGUUGAGUGGCGAACCUUUUGAAACAGAUGGUCACCAUGUUUAGAUAUUAGCAGUCCCGUAUGUGCAGGUCUGCGUUUGAAAAUGGCAGAGGGAAACAGCAAUGAAGAGGUGAUUCACUUGAACAACUUUCACUGCCAUCGGGGACAAGAGUGGAUCAAUCUCAGAGAUGGGCCCAUCACCAUAUCUGACUCCUCAGAUGAGGAAGGGAUUCCAAUGCUGGUCACCCCAGCUACUCAGCAGCAUGAAGAAGAGGACCUGGAUGAUGAUGUCAUCCUGACAGAAACAAAUAAACCUCAGAGAUCACGACCCAAUCUCAUCAAACCAGCUGCCCAGUGGCAAGAUCUGAAAAGGUUGGGAGAAGAAAGCCCUAAAAAGUCUAGAGCAGCAUUUGAAUCAGAUAAGAGCAGCUAUUUUUCAGUGUGUAACAACCCAUUGUUUGAUUCUGGGGCACAGGAUGAUUCUGAGGAUGACUACGGUGAAUUUCUGGAUCUUGGGCCUCCUGGAAUCUCUGAAUUCACUAAGCCAAGUGGCCAAAUAGAAAAAGAACCCAAGCCUGGACCGAGUCGUAACGAAGCAGCAAAUGACAUUGUCAACCCCAGAUCAGAGCAGAAAGUCAUCAUCUUGGAAGAAAGUAGCCUUCUUUACACAGAAAGCGAUCCUUUGGAAACUCAGAACCAGUCAUCCGAAGACUCAGAGACAGAGCUGUUAUCAAAUCCAGGAGAGUCAGCUGCUCUAGCAGAUGAUCAGGCCAUCGAAGAAGACUGCUGGUUAGAUCAUCCUUACUUCCAGUCUCUGAACCAACAGCCCCGUGAAAUAACAAACCAAGUUGUUCCUCAGGAACGGCAGCCUGAAGCAGAACUGGGCCGCUUGUUGUUUCAGCAUGAAUUCCCGGGCCCAGCUUUUCCAAGGCCAGAACCCCAGCAAGGUGGAAUUUCAGGCCCCUCUUCUCCUCAGCCUGCCCAUCCUCUAGGAGAGUUUGAAGACCAACAGUUAGCAAUUGAUGAUGAAGAGCCAGGUCCAGCCUUUCCAAUGCAAGAAUCUGAAGAGCCCAAUUUGGAAAACAUUUGGGGGCAAGAAGCUGCAGAGGUAGAUCAAGAACUUGUUGAACUAUUAGUGAAAGAAACGGAAGCAAGAUUUCCAGAUGUAGCAAAUGGGUUUAUUGAGGAAAUAAUUCAUUUGAAGAAUUAUUAUGAUCUGAAUGUACUUUGUAAUUUUCUUCUGGAAAACCCAGAUUAUCCAAAGAGAGAAGAUAGAAUCAUCAUAAAUCCCAGUAGCAGUCUGCUGGCCAGCCAGGAUGAGACAAAGUUGCCUAAAAUAGACUUUUUUGACUAUUCUAAAUUGACUCCUCUUGACCAGCGCUGCUUCAUCCAAGCUGCUGACCUCCUCAUGGCCGACUUCAAAAUGCUCAGUAGUCAGGACAUCAAGUGGGCGCUGCACGAGCUCAAAGGACACUAUGCAAUCACCCGAAAGGCCUUUUCUGAUGCCAUUAAAAAAUGGCAGGAGCUAUCACCAGAAACCAGUGGAAAAAGGAAGAAGAGAAAAGAAAUGAACCAGUAUUCUUACAUCGAUUUCAAGUUUGAACAAGGUGACAUAAAAAUAGAAAAGAGGAUGUUCUUUCUUGAAAAUAAGCGACGACAUUGUAGGUCCUAUGACCGGCGUGCUCUCCUUCCAGCUGUGCAACAAGAGCAGGAGUUCUAUGAGCAGAAAAUCAAAGAGAUGGCGGAGCAUGAAGACUUUUUGCUUGCCCUGCAGAUGAAUGAAGAACAGUAUCAAAAGGAUGGCCAACUGAUUGAGUGUCGCUGCUGCUAUGGGGAAUUUCCAUUCGAGGAGCUGACGCAGUGCGCAGAUGCUCACUUGUUCUGCAAAGAGUGUCUCAUCAGAUAUGCCCAAGAGGCAGUCUUUGGAUCUGGAAAGUCGGAGCUCAGCUGCAUGGAAGGCAGCUGCACGUGUUCGUUCCCAACCAGUGAGCUGGAGAAGGUGCUCCCCCAGACCAUCCUAUAUAAGUACUAUGAACGAAAAGCCGAGGAGGAGGUUGCAGCAGCCUACGCUGACGAGCUUGUCAGGUGCCCCUCCUGUAGCUUUCCUGCUCUGUUGGACAGUGAUGUGAAGAGGUUCAGCUGUCCUAAUCCUCGUUGCCGAAAGGAAACCUGUAGGAAGUGUCAGGGACUCUGGAAAGAACAUAAUGGCCUCACCUGUGAAGAGCUGGCUGAAAAAGAUGACAUCAAGUACCGUACCUCUAUUGAAGAAAAAAUGACUGCUGCCCGCAUUAGAAAAUGCCACAAGUGUGGGACUGGCCUCAUCAAAUCUGAAGGCUGCAACCGCAUGUCUUGCCGCUGUGGUGCCCAGAUGUGCUACCUCUGUCGAGUUUCUAUCAAUGGAUAUGACCAUUUCUGCCAACAUCCCCGCUCCCCAGGAGCCCCUUGCCAAGAGUGUUCAAGGUGCUCUCUCUGGACCGAUCCCACUGAAGAUGAUGAGAAGCUUAUUGAGGAAAUUCAGAAGGAGGCUGAAGAGGAACAGAAAAGAAAGAAUGGAGAGAACACCUUCAAACGCAUUGGACCCCCGCUGGAGAAGCCCGUGGAGAAGGUGCAGAGGGUGGAGGCCCUCCCGAGGCCUGUUCCGCAGAACCUGCCACAGCCACAGAUGCCGCCCUACGCCUUUGUGCACCCACCCUUCCCCCUGCCUCCCGUGCGACCUGUGUUCAACAACUUCCCUCUCAACAUGGGGCCUAUCCCAGCCCCGUACGUGCCCCCUCUGCCCAACGUGCGGGUCAACUAUGACUUCGGUCCCGUCCACAUGCCCCUAGAACACAACCUGCCCAUGCACUUUGGCCCCCAGCCGCGGCAUCGCUUCUGAUGGCCCCGAACCCCCAUUGAGCAGCACAGAGCCCUUUUGGGGUGGGAGUGUGUAUGGAGAACCCUCCCCCACCCCUCCCCCAAGGCUGGUGGCUGUGCCAUUGCAUCUUAGAUCAGGUUGAAGGGUAGGCUGGUUUUCUUCCCACCCCUUUCCCAGAAGGGCCACUGCUCCCAGAAGAGUGGUCACAGCUGGUGGGCCUCUGGGGGCCUGCAUGGGAUUGGUCUGGCUCCCACUGGGCAGAGUUAAAAGGGCCUUGAGGCCCUUCCGGAAGAGUUCUGCCAUCCUAGCAGGCAGCAUGGUGGCCCUGGCUGCUGUGUCACUCCAGUCCCUACAGAAAGAGACCAAGAGGAAAUAUUUUGCCUGCAUUCAUUUUUACCCCUAGCAAACACCAGGGAAAAACCUCUCAGAAUUAAAACCACAUGAGCCUUCCUUACAUAGCACAGACAGAUCCAUAAUAAAAAUGAAGUCCCAAAUGGUGGAGUUCAGAGACAGCUGCGAUGUGAACUGCUCCUCCCCUCCCAUCCCCCCAGGCCACCAUUGGCAGCCCUUCUGCCUUGUCCAUGGCAUAGGCCCUUGCUACUCACACCUGGGCCUCCUCGGAGUGGACCCCUGGGGAGCAAGGCUGCCGGGAGCAUUUCCCUGGAGGGGCCCACAGUUGGGCAGAGGGGGCUGCACCUGCAGGCCCGGGAAGCAUUGCUCAGGGUGGGGGGCCGGGACCAUGGCCCACAGAGGCACUGCCACCACCGUGAGGGCCAAGAUGCUGUCCCCCUAUCUAGAACCCGUGCACCACUGCAGUGAGUGUUGAGGGAACCUGUUCUCUCCGCUCUUAGACCUACUCAGAUGAGGAAGCAGCAGACCCUUCUCGCGGCAGGGGUUUUGCUCUGUUGCCGUCUGUCUCACCCUCAGUCUCUGGAAAGUCAGACUGAGAAAUCCUUUCCCAGGCCAGGCCGCUGCAGUGCACUGGAUGGUUCUGAAGCUGGCCCAUCGAAAGAGCCUUGAGAUAGCUAAGAUAGAGGCCUGGUGGCCCUGCCAGGCAGCCCAACUGCUAAGGGAGACAUUUGUGCUACCCUGGGUGAUAAGCUGAUAAGCAGCUUUUCCUCUCUGGCUUUUUGGGGGAGGAGUGGGCCUCCUGAGGGAGACAGGUGACCCUGGGUGCUGCCCCUGCGCUGUGUGUUCCCCUGGGUGUUCUCAGUGGUUGGUGAAGGCAGGUAGAGGGUGCUGUCUUUUACCUCCCAUGUGAGGGCCACCUCCCUUCUCAUGGGGUCAGCUGAGCAUCAGCUCGGCCCUGCCACGUCCCCACUUGCCCUCCUCGCCUCCUGUCCGGCCCCAGGUUUCUAGCCAUGCCCGAGGCAUCACUGUGGCCCAUUGGCAGAUGAGAGGCCUGAAACCUUCCUGGCUACAGGCAUCACUUUCUCCUCCCCAUGGCCUGCGUUGUCAUGUUACCAUGAGGUUCCGAGAGGUUUGGAGUUCACAGACCUCAGACACAGCUGAGCCUGACAACCAUUGGGGUGGGGCUGUUUCAGCCUCCGGAGUGGCCUGCCACCUCCUGUAUCAGGGCCUGGCCCACCCGAGGUGGCUAGGGCAGGCAGGCACUGUCAUUUGCUGCCAUUGGCUUCUCAGAUGUAUUUCAGGGACUAAAGUGGGUUUAAAAAGAUCUAAGAUGGCCCAGUGCGGUGGCUCCUGCCUGUAAUCCCAGCACUUGGGGAGGCCAAGGUGGGCGGAUCACCAGAGGUCGGGAGUUCGAGACCCCGUCUCUACUAAAAAUACAAAAUUAGCUGGAUGAGGUGGUGCAUGCCUGUAAUCCCAGCUACUCAGGAGGCUGAGGCAGGAGAAUCAAACCUAGGAGGCAGAGGUUGCAGUGAGCCAAGAUUGCGCCAUUGCACUCCAGCCUGAGCAACAAGAGCAAAACUGUCUCUCAAAAAAAAAAAAAAAUCUAAGAUACCCAUUCUUUCUGCCUUUGCCCAGGAUGGAGGCUUUGAAGACAGGUGGUCACCUGGGCAUGGGAUAAGGGUGCGUGGGGGGGCCGGGCUUGGGGGCAGCCUGCUGCUAUGUCCUUGCGCCCCUACCUGUUGGGCUGCCUGAAUUUUGUUACCAGCCUGAACGACAGUGCCUUGGAAAGGUGGGCUCCACGCGGCAGCAGCAGUAUUGUCUUCAGUACCUUAAAUAUGCUCCCUGUGCUUUCCCAGGGAGGAUCUCUGGGAGCAGAGGGCAGUUGUAGACAUGCCAGCUGAAGAGGAGGUGACCUCAGGCCCAGGGAGCCUCAGCUCCCUCUGCCCUGCACCCUAGGCACGUGGCUCCAGCAAGGGGCCCAUGCAGGACAAAGGGAGCAGGCAGCAGCUGCGGAAACAGCCCUAGACAGGUGCUGGCCUCAACCCUGGCAGGGGAGGGGGAGCCCAGAGUGAUGUUUCUCCUAAGGCCAAACCCCAAGGGCGGGUCAUUUGAGAGGAGUUCCAGCUGUUUCUGGCCACACUGGGGUGGUGAGGAAGGAGCUGCUGCCUUUUUCCUUGGAGGGUCCCUGAUUCCUGAGGAUCCUCCCUGAGCCAGGCACAGGGGACCGCAGGGCUGCUGUGAGCACCCACCUUGGCUCUCCAGGCCCGUCUGUCCAGAGGCAGGGCCUGGACCUUGGGCUCCUGCCUGGACCAGGGACGGGAGAAAAGCACUGGGUGUCUUCUGAGCAGCCAGCAGGAGGUUGUGCCGGUGCCCAGAGAGCAGGUCAGACCACAGGCAACCCUGAGGCAACUGGCACCUCCUCUCUUCCCCUGCAGGGCUUGCCCCAGGGCACAAGGCUCCCCAGCCACAGCCCCCUCUUACUUGCCUUAAAACUGGAGAGAGGAAUCUAGUAUUUGCACUUAGCAAAAUAUUUAAAAACUGAAAAAAAUGCAUGAUCUGUCACUUUGUAUAAAAAUAGAAAAAACAAACUUUUUCUUUACCUUCUGGUAGUAAAAAUAGAUAAAAUAAUUCCGUUUCAACUACUGUGUGUAAAAAGCCUGUAUCAUAUGUAACUGGGACUUUUUGUAAAUAAAUGUUUGUGCGCUCUGCU